This is a messenger RNA of Arachis ipaensis, 1461 nucleotides long. It is a transcript of the gene BETA-UP, whose product is annotated as beta-ureidopropionase. Lineage: Eukaryota; Viridiplantae; Streptophyta; Magnoliopsida; Fabales; Fabaceae. The record is from RefSeq and is a predicted model, not a curated record. Gene Ontology annotation, molecular function: beta-ureidopropionase activity.
CUCACUCUAAUCUUUGACCAACGCUGAUUGAGAUUUGAGAGCGUGCAGCAGAUAUGGACGACACCAAACACAGAGAAGAAGAACAAGUGAUGAGCAAUGAAGAUGAUUCGAAGGGUUCAAUCUGUGGCUACGACUCACUUCACCGGCUUCUCAAGGAUAAUCUCAAACCCCAUCUCUUCCACGAAGUGAGCCGUUUGCUUACUGGUCUUAAUUGUGGAAAACCACUUGAAACAGUUGUUCUCCCUGAAUUAGCUUCCACUCUCUCUGCUGAGCAUGGUUUUGACCUCCAGGCUUUCUGCUUUCAAGCUGACAAAGAACUAUUAAGAGAACCUCGUGUAGUGAGGGUUGGCUUGAUUCAGAACUCCAUUGCCCUUCCAACAACUGCUCAUUUUACAAACCAAAAGAAGGCUAUCUUUGAUAAACUAAGGCCAAUCAUUGAAGCUGCUGGUUCUUCAGGAGUCAACAUAUUAUGCUUGCAAGAAGCAUGGAUGAUGCCAUUUGCCUUCUGUACACGAGAGAAGAGGUGGUGUGAAUUUGCAGAACCUGUUGAUGGGGAAUCAACCGAAUUUUUGCAAUGCUUUGCCCUCAAAUAUAACAUGGUUAUUAUAAGUCCAAUCCUUGAGAGGGAUAUUAACCAUGGAGAGGUUAUUUGGAACACUGCUGUUGUAAUUGGAAAUCACGGCAAUGUAAUAGGAAAGCAUAGAAAGAACCAUAUACCAAGAGUUGGAGACUUCAAUGAAAGCACAUACUAUAUGGAAGGAAAUACUGGCCACCCUGUAUUUGAAACAGCAUUUGGAAAGAUUGCCAUUAACAUAUGCUAUGGUAGGCACCAUCCAUUAAACUGGUUAGCCUUUGGCCUAAAUGGUGCAGAGAUUGUUUUCAACCCUUCUGCCACUGUGGGUGAACUCAGUGAACCAAUGUGGCCAAUAGAGGCACGAAAUGCUGCAAUAGCAAAUAGUUAUUUUGUUGCUUCAAUCAAUCGUGUUGGGACUGAGACAUUCCCUAAUGCAUUUACUUCUGGUGACGGGAAGCCAGCGCACGCCGAUUUCGGGCACUUUUAUGGAUCAAGCCAUGUUUCAGCACCAGAUUCAUCCUGCACGCCAUCUCUGUCCCGGAACAGGGAUGGCUUAUUAAUCACAGACAUGGAUCUCAACUUGUGCAGACAGGUGAAAGACCGGUGGGGCUUUAGAAUGACUGCUAGGUACGAUAUGUAUGCCGAUACACUAGCUCACUAUGUCAAACCAGACUUUGAGCCUCAGAUAAUCAGUGACCCCUUGUUGCACAAGAAGUCCUUGUAAUUGUAAUCUAUGUAAUAUGGUCCUAAACUACAAAUUAUUAUGUGUUUCACUGCUUUUUUUAGUUCUUUAGAUUGUGGUCUGCCGUGAGAUUGCCAAGUGCGGCAACUCCAAAUAAAAUUUCUAUGUUGCAUAUUGGAAUAAUAAAACCAGUUCCCAGAAAGAA